UACACCAGGGAGGCGCGUGACAGUCGCGCGCGCGCGCGCUCACGCACCGGUCACUUGUGUUGUGUCAAACACGUUCAAGUAUGGCUUUGCGCUUUCCCGAACAGAAACGGAAAACAUAAACAGCAUUAUACUUAUUGAACUUCGUCGGUUUCGUGGAAUAAGUGGCUUUAAGUGCUUAAUCGACCUGUAUCGGUUUCCUUUUGAUGUUUCUGGCUUUGAGGAUGGCUUACUUUCAGUAUAUUCUCACUGCUCAGGAACAGUCAUACACUUUAUGUAGUAUAGGACCUUAAAAGCAAGCCAAAAACAAAUUAAAAGCUCAAGCACUAGAUGCUUAGACCAUAUGUGCGAAUAGCACUAAGAUAAACCAGAAGCCAAGUCCAAAGUUUCAUGAGCAGAGGAUCAUGACAUUGUGAAUCUAGAUAGUAACACUUUUCUGCAAGCUGGACGAGAGCCAUGGGCAAGGAGCAGGACCUUCUUCUGGCCGUGAAGAAUGGAGACCUUCCUUUAGCUCAUAAACUUCUAGCCAAGAUCAAGACCAACCGUAAUAAGUUGCUGGGCUCCACUAAGAGGCUGAAUGUGAACUACCAAGACCAAGAUGGUUUUUCAGCUCUUCAUCAUGCGGCUCUCACUGGCACUACUGACCUCUUGUCUCUACUGUUGGAGGCACAGGCCACCGUGGACAUCAAAGACAGUAAUGGUAUGCGUCCACUGCACUAUGCUGCCUGGCAGGGGAAGGCCGACUCUGUACUUAUGCUGCUGAGAGCCGGAGCUUCUGUGAAUGGGGCUUCACAAGAUGGACAGAUCCCUCUCCACCUGGCUGCACAGUAUGGACACUAUGAAGUGUCUGAAAUGCUACUACAACACCAGUCCAACCCCUGUACUGUCAACAAGGCGAAGAAGACCCCUCUGGACCUGGCUUGUGAGUUCGGCAGACUUAAGGUGACCCAGCUGUUGUUGAGCAGCAAUAUGGUGGUAGCUCUCUUAGAGGGGAACGGCAGGGAUAACACUCCCCUGCAUCUCGCUGCCCGCAACGGCCAUAAGGACAUCAUCAGACUGCUGCUAAAAGCUGGGAUUGACAUCAACAGGACCACUAAAUCUGGAACGGCUCUGCACGAGGCUGCCCUCUAUGGGAAAAUGGAAGUGGUAAAAUUAUUGCUUGAUGCUGGGAUUGAUGUGAACAUCCGCAACACCUACAAUCAAACAGCCCUGGACAUUGUCAACCAGUUCACCACUUCACAUGCCAGCAAAGAAAUCAAACAACUCCUUAGAGAAGCCAGUGGAGCAUUGCAGGUGAGAGCUUUGAAGGACUACUGGAAUCUCCAUGACCCCACUGCACUCAACAUCCGUGCAGGAGAUAUAAUCAUGGUUUUAGAGCAGCACAUGGAUGGACGUUGGAAAGGACACAUCCAUGACAGUCAGAGAGGCACCGACCGUGUGGGAUUCUUCCCUCCUUCCAUUGUGGAGGUCAUUAGUCGCAGAUCAGGGGGCGUUCUCUCUCGGCAAGCCUCACUGCCCAUCCAGAGACAUCACAUUCUAUCCAGAGCCCUGUCCUUACACAGUUCUCAACACACCUCUCACACUGACGACUCCUACACCUUAUACUCAUCCACCCGUCCUGUACUGACCCACCACAACGGGCUGGAUCAGCACCCAGGUGCACUUCCCGACAGUCCCAGUGCCCUGUGUAAGCCAGCUAGUCCCAAAGAGCCAGAGGAUAUUUGGGUCCUCAGGACCUCUCUUAAUGCAGGUGACAGGAACAGUGUGGGCAGUGCAGGCAGCAUGGGCAGCAGUCGCAGUGCUGGCAGUGGACAGAGCACUGAGGGAAACUUUCCACACAAUGGACCCAAUCAGUCACCUUCUGCUGUCCAGGACACCACCAAGCUGCCUCCCUCUGCUGGAGAACUGGUGGAACACUGCAGUCAGGCUCCUGACACCACAAAACAGACGGAUCCUUAUUCAGGUGCGCUUGGACGGAGGAUUCCACUGAGCAGCUCCAGACUUGGAGAACAUCAUGUCAUACACUCACAGCAGAUACUAGAUGGCAAGGAUGCUGAGGCUAUUUACCAGUGGCUCUGUGAGUUUCAGCUUGAGCAGUACACAUCUAAUUUCCUCACAGCUGGCUAUGAUGUGCCCACAAUCAGCAGAAUGACCCCUGAGGAUCUCACUGCUAUUGGCGUUACAAAACCUGGACACCGCAAGAAGAUCUCUAUGGAGAUCGGCAACAUGAAUAUCCCAGAGUGGUUGCCAGAUUACAUUCCAUCUGAUAUUGGGAAGUGGCUCAGUGCUAUUGGGCUGCCGCAAUACCAGAAGAAGCUAGCAGAGAAUGGAUAUGACUCUAUCAGCAUUGUGCAGGAUAUCACAUGGGAGGAUCUACAGGAAAUUGGCAUCACUAAGCUGGGGCAUCAGAAGAAGCUGAUGCUUGCUGUUAAGAAGCUCAGUGACGUCCAGAAGGCUCGUAAGAGCCAAGCCGAGGGGCAGGCGUUGCUCCAGCACAGGAGAGCUCCUCCCGCCCUCGAAUUGGUGGCUAUAGAGCAUCAUGACAAUUCUGAAUGCCCCUCAUCACCUUUAUCACCAAAGAUGCUUACGUUCCAAGACAGCGAGUUGAGCAUUGAGCUACAAAACGCCAUGGCACGCAGCGGAUACGGAGGAGGCCAAGAUGGCCUCGGCAGCAUGAGUGGAACAACCAUGCGUCUUAGUCAAGAAAGCAUCGGAACACGGUCAGGAGGGUCAGGACGGUCGCAAGAACGUCCAAUGGCGUCGGUAUCCCCCAACAGCCGCUCACAAGAGAGCCUGGGCAGUAUGGACAACAGUCCCAACAAGGAACAAUACGCCAUUAUGGAAUCUCAGGAUAGAAGCCAAAUAUCACCUGUCAAAAUGGCGCCAGUGUUGCCGCUACAACAUCAUCACCCUUCAUCUGGGAGUCCAGCAAGGACGCCACCCAUAACUACUAGUAAAAUAGCACGUUUCGCAUAUCCACCCGUGCUUACCAAAACUAGACCAGUGGUUUCUUCCUCUCAGCCCCAUCAUGGAUCACCUACUCAGAGGGGCUUCAACUACCUGCAGCAUCAAAACAUGGGAAGCCCAAGUCCAGUCAGAGCCCCGCAGCCAAACGGGGACACCUCCCGGUCCAAAAAGCGCACUCAGAGUCUUUCACGCUACGCUAUGUCAGAUGGAGAGAAUGAAGAUGACAUCUCAGCCCCUACGACGACAACCGUCAGUGUGGCUUCUUAUGCCACGCUCACCCGCAAACCCGGCCGCAGCCAACCGUCUUACACUUCCAGUGAGCGCCAAGUGGGACGUAGUCAUUCCUUCGCCAUACGUGCCAAGAGGAAAGGUCCUCCUCCUCCCCCUCCAAAGCGACUGAGCUCUGCACCAAGUGGGGUAACCACAAGUGGGGUCGAAACGGAGAGCGCAGGAAGCGUCAGAAGCAUUGCAGCCAGGCUGGAGAACAAUACAAGAAGCCCAGACAAGACAUGUAACAGCCCUGUUUUUAAAGCCAUGUCUCCAGUCAUAUCACCGAAAAACAUGGAAAACCGUAGGAGGACCGCUAGUGAAUCGUCAACGUAUCAAACAAAGCAUACGACUGGUGAAAACAUCAGCCCUCUGAGAAACCAACAAGGUUCAACGUCCUCACAGGAGAGCAUACCUUUUGCCGAAGAGGGCAAGGUUACCAUCAAACAAAGGACCAAAAUAGCGGCCGCUAAGAUAGAGUCUGAGGCCGGCGUUGAAAUUCUGAAGUCGGCUCAAUCUAUCAAAUCAUCCCUAGAGGUGCCUGAGUUUAACUUAAAGGAAUCGGACACAGUCAAAAGGAGGCAUAAGCCAAAAGAACUGCAGACGAAAGGUCAGGGCGCCAGCACGCAAAUAGGAAAUGAGAGGGCCGCUGAGACCGGGAUGGUCUCGCAGUGCAUGCAGAAUGGUGGAUUGACAAAAAAUCCUUAUAAAUCUGGCCUCUCUCUGAAUCCAGGAUCUCCACAUAAACCUCCCACCCCUUCUAAGCCCACACGCCAUUCUUCCGCAGCAAACUCAGGAGUGACAGUCAGUGUCGCACAGAGCGUGACCUUUGCCGUCUCACCUCCAUGUACUCCUCUGGCUCACUGUCCACCAAACAAAGCACCUCAAGCUCAGUCUGUACUACCAGGAAAUCCACAGGCUGUGACGGAAGGCCAAAACGUGCUGGUCCACAAACGACUGGAGCAAACCAGCACGUCUCUCGAGGCAGCACUUAAAGUUGUAGAGAAGAAGUUGGCUCAGGAAGAUCCAGCGGACAGGGGCAUUAACACAGUGAAGUCAGCUGGGAACAUUCUUGAUGAUAUAGGGAACAUGUUUGAUGAUCUUGCUGACCAGCUGGAAGCCAUGUUGGAUUGACCUACUGUAAUUCCUACAGGUAUAACCUUUGUGUAGGGCCUUCACACGGGAGCUUCUGGAUGUUUCAGACAUGCAAUGUCUAACGUCUCACACUUUGUUUACGCACUUCGAUGGUCCUGCUCACAAGUAUUAGUUUUAUGGUUGAAUUAAAUGAGCUAAUUUAAAAUACCAGAUUUAAUGGACUGCAGAACAUCUGUUGUGCCUCAAAUUUCCAAAAGAUCCACUUGAGAGCUUCAACAUAUCCCUCACCAAACUGUCGCUUUCUGCAUCUUCAGACAUAUCUGCAGUGAAGAUUGCAGAAUGUAAGCACUUACUGUUCAAAUCUACUGUACUAAAGCUCUUUCAACAGAGACACUUUAAUUUCCUGUUGUGCUUAAAGACUUACAGUUGGCCUCUAGCAAAUGGAUAUACGUGUAAAAUCUAAGUGAGAUACAAUGUGAACCUGGUUUCAAGUGCUCUGACAUUCAUCACUCUUCAAUUUUGUGUUCUUGAGACUAUACAAUCCUUAUUUUCUGUUCAAAAGUAAGCAAUAAUACAGCUGAUCAAAAACAUAACCAAGAAAAACUGCUUGUUAAAGAAGUUCACUUCCAGAACAAAAAUUUACAGAUAAUUUACCCCCUUGUCAUCCAAGAUGUUCAUGUCUUCUUUCUUCAGUCGUUUUUUGAGGGAAACAUUUCAGGAUUUCUCUCUAUAUAGUGGACUUCAGUGGUGCCCCUGAGUUUGAACUUCCAAAGUGCAGUUUAAAUGCAGGUUCAAAGGGUUCUAAAUGAUCCCAGCCAAGGAAUAAGGGUCUUAUCUAGCAAAAUGAUUGGUUAUUUUUUUUUUUAAAAUUACAAGUUUUAUACUUUUAACCUCAAAUGCUUGUCUUCGAUCUCAUUUUCCCAUCUCAUUUUCUUCUCUAACUUCAAAAUCGCCCUACAUUGCUGUUUUACCUUUUUUGUAAUGGGUGUUUUAACUUCUUUGCACAUUCACUGAGUCGGUACUUCUGCAGCUAUGUAGGACAAUUUUGAAGUUGGAGGAGAAAAUGAGAUGAGAGUUUUUCAACAUAAACUGUCUUGAGCUGGAAUACACAAAGUUCACGCAGAGCUAGACAAGAUGAACAUUCAAGGUUAAAAAGUAUAUAAAUUAUCAAUUUUUUUUUUUAGAAAAUAACCAAUUUUUUUUGCUAGAUAAGACCCUUCUUCCUUGGCUGGGAUCGUUUAAGGCCUUUGAAGCUGCGUUUAAACUGCAUUUUGGAUGUUCAAACCCGUGAGCACCAUUGAAGUCCUCUAUAUGGAGAGAAAUCCUAAAAUGUUUUCCUCAAAAAACAUAAUAUCUUCACGACUGUAGAAAGAACGACAUGAACAUCCUGGAUGACAAGGGGGUGAAUAAAUUAUCUGUACAUUUUUGCUCUAGAAGUGAGCUUCUUCUUUAAUGACCCAAACUUAAUGGACCAAGUAUAGCUGACUGUACUGUAACUUGAUUAGUUGAAAAGGUCCAUGUCCUGCCAACAGAUUCAGUGUUGUACAGUAUAUUUUUAGUUUCACUGCACAUUGUAUGCAAGAAUUCAACUAGAGCUUAACAUGUUAAGAAAAUGACUUUCUUAGCAUGUCGAUAGUAUAUUUUGACAACCAUUUUGUUUUGGGAAAGAGAAACAUUAUAUGGAUUACAUCUUUUAUAUAUUUUUGUACCAGAAUGCUAAUUUAUUGGGUUUUCAGGUUAAAAAGGGACAGUCCCUCUUUGUGAAUUCUGUAACGCUGACUGAAAUUGACAAGCAAAUAUAGAAACUGUUGCAAAGCACUACAUUUUUAGGCUUGGCUGACCAAAAGGGAACUUGUAUUUUAAUAAACUAGGGCCCGUGUGGUUAAAACACACAAAACAUCACUAAACUAUGAUCUAGUAGAAAAUACAGAAGAAGAAGUGUUUCUGUGCACUUCUGUGACUCUUGUGCACUUUUACCAUCUUUAUGUAGUGUAUGCACUAUGUAUCUUUAUUUCUGCAUGUACCGUACAUUGUAUUUGACUAAAAGAGACCUUUCUCUAACUGGUUGAUGUCAAUUACUUUGUUCAAAUUGUAUAUGUAAUAACUGCGAGAAGACCAGGCAAUCUUGUUCCGCAUGCUUCUUUUUCUAAGUAACAAUCUGGAAUUAUAGGUUUUGUAUUAUGUGGCAUAAUGGUAUUUUAAUGGACUUUAUGAAAACAGCACUGCUGGUGCUACGGUAUCAUUUAAAUGAGCACUGUGUACUUUAUUUCCCAUGUUCAUUCCUUACUGCAGUGCUUUGUGUGGCAUUGCGCUGUCAAAAACUAAAGACACAUGGUCGUUUUUGCUUUGCCUGAGUGGGGCCACCAGUAUCAUACUGUAAGUAUAAAUAGGCCUCUAAAUCGUUCAUUUGAACUACUUGAAGUAUUAUGUUUAAUAAAAUUGUCAAGAGGUCAAUCCUCAGACUGCUCAUGUCAAAAUGGCUCUAACAUUUGUUUUAUUAUAUAGUAGCAAGUCAUUGAAACUGUCUUUUGGACUUGUGGUAUUAAAAUCAUUUUUGGUUUUAUUGUAAAGACAAACACCAGAAACAGUGGGGGAAAACUGAAAAUGAAAUCAGAAACACUAGAGAGGUGACAAGUGCAGAAAAAGUGAUCAGAAGAAAGUGUUCAGCCAUUGAGCCAGCGGUCCUGACAUUUGGUGUAGUCACAGAU
This is a messenger RNA of Labeo rohita (rohu), 7034 nucleotides long. It is a transcript of the gene caskin2a, whose product is annotated as CASK interacting protein 2. The transcript is spliced from 22 exons. Gene Ontology annotation, molecular function: protein binding. The coding region runs from base 454 to 4365 and encodes 1303 amino acids. The record is from RefSeq and is a predicted model, not a curated record. NCBI's taxonomy places the organism in Eukaryota, Metazoa, Chordata, Actinopteri, Cypriniformes, Cyprinidae.